UGAUUUCAAUUGGUGGUUUCAUUUUGCUUAACAGACGAAAGAUGACUUCAACAGAGCAAGAUAAGCCAACUUGGUGUAAGCCGUUUCCAGUUAUUGGAAAGGGUACUUUUCUUUUUAACGUUUCACGAAACCGACCAUUUCGUAUCAUCGUUCGAGACUUAGUACCAAACUCGCAGAUCGAUACAUCCUUCAUUGAGAUGAAAGUAGGGUAUGAGGAAGCCAUUCUCACUUGCAAGACGGAUAAUCAUAAUUUUGUGUAUCCUUCAAAGAAACCUCACCCCUUUUUUGGAAACAAUAUUGGUAUCGAGAAGGAUCUGUUUUGUACGUAUUGGCUCAGCUACGAUAGCGACCGCAUGAUCGUGAAGUACGGAAAGGGUUACAGAAUGAACAUGACCACGAUUCUGAAUGAAAAUGUCUACCUUGUGAAAGAAAGUCUGCGAAAAAUCAUAAAAGAUGCAUUCUUCAACCCUACAGUCCAUCGAAAUGUAGAGCUGUAUGAUGAAGUUGAUGUUACGUACUCCAUGAUGGAUGUCGAAACGGUUGUUGACUUCGAUCAUCUGCCAUUCGUCUCCGACCGUCCUCCAAUUGCAGUAGACAGUUCAAUGCUCAAUAUGUUCGAUCUAGAUGAAGGUCGUUUCACUUAUUCUGCCAGUCUUCCGAAAGAAUGUUUAGAGCUGUACACAAAUGUAACUGCAAAGAAUGUUGAUCUUGCAUUAAUGGAAGACGACUCUUGUCCAGACUUCAAUCUGGUUGACGCCAUCCGAAAUAGCAUUCGGACACCAGACGCUCUUCUACACGGAAUUCUUAAAAGCAAAGAAGGAGAGUUUGGCAAGUCGGAUCCUAGACAGACAUACCUCCGUAUCACUUUGGGUCAUGAGUUUGGGAAUUCACCCGGCGUGCCUUACGUACUGGAGAUCUGGCCAAGUGACCAUGGUAGCCCGAUACAUAAUCACGGAAAUUCAUAUGGAGUAAUUCGCGUUUUACAUGGUGGAUUGACCAUAAACGUGUAUAACAAGACUUCACAAGUAAAACAAUCGACGACUUACACGCCCGAUGAUCAAGACUACAUGUUCGACUUUAAUGUAAAGAAAGAUGACGUCACAUGGAUAUCGCCAAAUUGGUACCAAACACACAAGCUCUGGAAUAACACGGACGACUUCUGCGCCACCAUUCAGUGCUACAAAUACGGGGAGAAUGACAACACGCAUUGGCCAUACUUCGAUUAUGUAGCUAGUUGCAACGUAAUGGACGAGUUCGAGCCUAAUUCUGAUCUAACAUUUACAGAACUGUUCAAUAAACUAAAAGACGAGUUUCUCUCAUCAAAAUCUAAGUAAAUUAAUUAUCGUCAAACAUAUCCAAAUUAUGAAAGUAAUAAAAGUAAUAAUUUUGUAAAAGCCCAUAAAAAUGUUACGGUACUGUAUACUUUCAUGAUAUAUUCCUGUAAAUUGCUAGCUAUUUGUGGCAAACAUGAUUAUUAUUUUAGGAAAUAUAUUACCGGUAUAUUAUUAUUGGUACUUAAGAUGAAAUUGACCAAAAUGGUUCCAGAAUAUACCAGUAUUAAAGUC
Molecule: messenger RNA, 1565 nt
Organism: Anneissia japonica
Lineage: Eukaryota; Metazoa; Echinodermata; Crinoidea; Comatulida; Comatulidae
Exons: 1
Coding region: 42-1334 (430 amino acids)
Source: RefSeq, a predicted model, not a curated record